AUGCCUCUUCGAGGUGAUUCGCAACUGACUUCGCUGGCCAACGAUUUGGACGGAUUUCAAAUACACAGUUCCGGAUCAAAGGCUGGCAUGAGGCCGGAGCUGAGGGCCUUGCCUGAUCACUCGAAGCUGUCCAUGUCAUCUAAACGAUUAUCGUUAAACGUGCCUUUAGAUCCGCAAUUCAGCUCCAAAAUUCCCACGCGCUCGCCCUCAACAAAGUCUCUCAAACUGAUAGAUCCUCCGCACGCAGAUAACUCAAGGCUCCCUGUUGCCAAAAGAUACUAUAGCGACUCCAGACACACCGAUAGCAAACCGUUCGUGAAUCCUCCCUCUGGAAUACCGGCUUCAAGGUCCAUGCACCAUAUCAGCUCGCACGCGGUGUCUGCUCCAUCCUAUUUAAGUCCUACAACGUCCUCGUUGAACAAAUCGAGAUACGAGAAGGAGAACGUUCCGCUGCAAAGAAGACAGAGCCUGAAACAGCCUCCAGCAAGAGGAAUGGUCUCGUCGUCCAGUGUUGCUGAUCUCAAAAUCCUGAAAAAGGGAGAUAGAAAGCCAGGGACAGAUCGUCUUAAUAUUCCUCCUGCCCAUCGAAUUUCGUCCAUUUCCUCAAAUAGGCCGCGACGCAGACCUGUCUAUUCGGAAGAGGAGCUGUAUAAGCUUAUGGAGACCAGCUCGAAAACGGCCAAUCAAUUCCGCCAAUUUUUGCAUUACUCCGUUCAAGGUUGCCAUGAGAAGCCACCACUUAGUCCACAUGAUUUGGCGAGUUCAGAUCCUAGCAUGUACCAGCAGCUGACCGUGUAUGAACGAGGUGAAAUACUGAGGAAGAGAGAAAUAUAUUUUACGGGAGAGAGAAGCGUGAAGGCACGAGUUGACAGCCAAAACUACAGCUGCAAUUUUGGAUUCGACGACAAGAACAAGAACUACAGAUGUGUUGCUGGAGACCAUAUCAAUUACCGAUACGAAAUUCUGGCUAAACUUGGCAAAGGAUCCUUUGGCUCUGUAAUAUGUGCCAAGGACCACAAGACACAGCAGCUCGUGGCUAUCAAAAUAGUGAAAAACGAAAUGGACUGGUCUGUCCAGGCUAUGAGUGAGAUCAAGUGCAUGAAAAGCCUCAGCGAAUGCUCGCCCAACAUAGUUCAGUAUUUUGAGCAUUUUCAUUUUAGAUCGCAUAUUUGCAUUGUCACAGAACUGCUUCUUAUCAAUCUCUAUGAGCUCAUUGAAAUCUCAGGGUUCAGAGGAUUGAGCAUGGGAUUGCUGAAGAAGUUCGGAAGAAACACCUUACGCGGGUUGCAAUUCAUCCACCAGCAAAACCUCAUUCAUUGCGACAUGAAGCCAGAAAACUUAAUGCUGGCUUACAAUCAUCAACUUGGAUUCCACGUGAAAGUGAUAGACUUUGGGUCUUCUUGCGAGCAGGACCGCCCCACUUUCUCCUACUUGCAGUCGAGAUUCUACAGAGCACCCGAAGUGUGCCUCGGAGCCAGGUAUAACCACAAGAUCGAUAUAUGGUCUUUUGGAGCAAUCAUGGCUGAGCUAUAUACGGGAACUCCGCUCUUUUAUGCCAAAGAUGAGUAUGAGCUUCUUGACUUCUUUGUCUCCUACUUUGGUACUCCUCCCAGAAGUUACAUUCUUGAGCUCCGCACACAACUACUGAGGGAAGGGCCGAUCAUCAACCUAAACAGACCAUCGACAAAUUCUGUCAAUUUCCGCGCACUGUUAUGGAGAGCGUUCAACGAUGACGGAUCGCUCAAUUCAUCAUAUCUGCAUUCAAAGAGAAAUGGUUGCAAGUUCAAGCCAUCUUCUUCCAGCCUGUCUCGGCAUCUCGCUCGCUAUUGCAGCGAGCCUGGCACGAGUUUCGAGCACUUUGUGGAGAUGCUCAAUGGCUGCUUCACGUGGUCGCACCACCGGAGACUUGACUGCGAUAAGCUUCUUUCCAUGCAUUUUUAUCAAUAA
Ogataea haglerorum is the source of this 1947-nucleotide messenger RNA. RefSeq lists its product as uncharacterized. The transcript has a single exon. Gene Ontology annotation, molecular function: protein serine/threonine kinase activity; ATP binding. NCBI's taxonomy places the organism in Eukaryota, Fungi, Ascomycota, Pichiomycetes, Pichiales, Pichiaceae. Bases 1 to 1947 code for a protein of 648 amino acids. Gene Ontology annotation, biological process: peptidyl-serine phosphorylation; peptidyl-threonine phosphorylation. The record is from RefSeq and is a predicted model, not a curated record.